CGGAGCGCAGAGCUGCAUGUAAGAAGUCGCGUCCUGUGCGGGCCCGAGCCUUCUUCCACACCAUGAACACGUCCCCCGGCACGGUGGGCAGUGACCCGGUGAUCUUGGCCACUGCAGGCUAUGACCACACAGUGCGGUUCUGGCAGGCGCACAGUGGGAUCUGCACCCGCACGGUGCAGCAUCAGGACUCUCAGGUGAACGCACUGGAGAUCACGCCUGACCGCAGCAUGAUCGCUGCUGCAGGUUACCAGCACAUUCGUAUGUAUGAUCUCAGCUCCAACAACCCCAACCCCAUCAUCAGCUACGACGGGGUCAACAAGAACAUCGCGUCCGUGGGCUUCCACGAGGACGGCCGCUGGAUGUACACGGGUGGGGAGGACUGCACGGCCCGGAUCUGGGACCUCAGGGGAAAGAGCGUGUGGGGGCGCCAGCAGCGUCCAGUAGAGUGUAUGUGCCCACCCCAAAGGUCCCGGAACCUGCAGUGCCAGCGCAUCUUCCAGGUCAACGCACCCAUUAACUGUGUGUGCCUGCACCCCAACCAGGCGGAGCUCAUUGUGGGUGACCAGAGCGGCGCCAUCCACAUCUGGGACUUGAAAACUGACCACAACGAGCAGCUGAUACCUGAGCCUGAGGUCUCCAUCACGUCGGCCCACAUUGACCCGGAUGCCAGCUACAUGGCGGCCGUCAACAGCACCGGAAAUUGCUACGUCUGGAACCUGACGGGGGGCAUUGGUGACGAGGUGACACAGCUUAUCCCCAAGACCAAGAUCCCGGCGCACACCCGCUACGCCUUGCAGUGCCGCUUCAGCCCCGACUCUACGCUUCUCGCCACCUGCUCGGCCGACCAGACGUGCAAGAUUUGGAGGACAUCCAACUUCUCCCUGAUGACAGAGCUCAGCAUCAAGAGCAGCAACCCGGGAGAGUCCUCCCGCGGCUGGAUGUGGGGCUGUGCCUUCUCGGGAGACUCGCAGUACAUCGUCACCGCUUCCUCUGACAACCUGGCCCGGCUCUGGUGUGUGGAGACGGGAGAGAUCAAGAGAGAGUAUGGCGGCCACCAGAAAGCUGUCGUCUGCUUGGCCUUCAACGACAGUGUGCUGGGCUAGCCUGUGCCCCCCUGGGAUUUCAGGUGGCUGUCCAGGGAGCACCUGCGGACUUGUUCUGCCCAGCUGCCCAGGUCAGAGUGAACCUCCACGGGCUAGCCUCUACCAGCCUGGCCAGCUGGACCUGCCUGGCCUACCCUGGCCCCCUCGGCCGGCUUAGACUGGCCAGGCCAGUAUGCCCUGGGAUUCUCUCAGCUCCCGGUUGCU
This is a messenger RNA of Neomonachus schauinslandi (Hawaiian monk seal), 1307 nucleotides long. RefSeq names its product MTOR associated protein, LST8 homolog (gene MLST8). Gene Ontology annotation, biological process: regulation of actin cytoskeleton organization; TOR signaling. The transcript has 9 exons. Gene Ontology annotation, cellular component: TORC1 complex; TORC2 complex. NCBI's taxonomy places the organism in Eukaryota, Metazoa, Chordata, Mammalia, Carnivora, Phocidae. The record is from RefSeq and is a predicted model, not a curated record. Gene Ontology annotation, molecular function: protein binding. Bases 63 to 1103 code for a protein of 346 amino acids.